AUGUAAGCUUUAAAAGUAAAGAGAAGAAAGCUAGAUUAAUAAAAAGAUUUCAUAAUUGAGCCAACGGAUAAUAGGAAAUUGACAGCUUAUUUUAAGGAAAGAAUAGAGAGACUACAGGAUAGGAAGAAUGCUGUUUAAAUUUUAACUUAAAACUGCAUUUAUUAGCAAAAUCUAAGCUAUCCAAGAUUUAUCUAAUGUGCAAGAGAUGAAAAGGGAAACAAAAAGAAAAAUGAAGCUGAUUAUGAGGACAGAGAAGAAUAAAGAGAGAGGAAAAUGAAAAAGUAUGAUGAGGAUAAGGAAUAUAUGAAUGAAGCCAGAGGUCCAUUAGGAGGUGGUUCAUAUGCAGUUAGUGGUGUUUUUGAAGAUAUUACCAGAGAAAAAUUAGAGGAGUUUAUAAAAAAGAAUGGAGGUCGAUUGGUUACCUAAGUAACAACAAAGUGCGACUAUUUAAUAAUCGGAAAGCUUCUUGAUGAUGGUAGAAAAGUUUAAGAGGGAAAUAAGUACAGAAAUGCUGACAGAUUAAAAAAGAAGAUUAUGACUGAGAAAGAGUUUGAGUAGUUUUGUAGGAUCAGAUUCCAAAAUCCAGAUUUCUUAUUAGGAAGGAAAAAGAAAAAAGACACUACUAAUGCUGCUGAAGAUCAUUUUGUUGCUAAUGAUGUGAAAACUGAUGAGUUAAUUGAGAUUACUGACAUUUCAUAACUAUUGACUGAUGAAAAUAUACCUUCUUAAAAAGCAAGUGAUAUUCAAUUGCAAAAUUAACAGCAGAAGUCAGUGUCAUCUUCACUAUAGAAAAAUAGGUUAAAUUUAGCUUAGAAUAGAGUGAAUACACCAAUGACUAAUUAAAGUGAUGGAAGUUCAGAUAGUAACUGUGGAAAUUAAACUAGCUCAUUGUAAAAUGGAGCCUCAAAUUAAAUCUAGAUCAAGAAGGUAAACAAGUAGUCUAAUCUCAUAAAUUUGAUUGUGCCAAAGCAAAUUAUUCAGAGGCCUAAAAUACCAGAGUAACAGUAAUUAUGGACUGAUAAAUAUGCUCCUUAAGAAUUGAAAGAUGUGAUUGGAAACAAAGGACCGAUUAACAAUUUCAAAGAAUGGCUUUAAGAUUGGGAAGAUGUAGUUCUUCGUGGAAUGAAGAAAGAUGUGUAGCCCAAGGGAGGUUGGGGAAGGUAGAAUUAUCAAGAUCUUCCAAGGAUAAAUGCAAAGGCCUGUAUGAUUUCUGGACCUCCAGGAAUUGGUAAAUCCUCUAUAGUAAGAAUAUUUGCCAAAGACCUUGGUUAUCAUUUGAUAGAAUUCAAUGCAAGUGAUAAUAGGUCUAAAAAGACUAUUGAUGCUCUUAUAAAAGAUAUGUCUACUAGUACAACAAUCAAGAACUUUGAAAAUUAAUAAGUACAGCAAAAAUAACAGUAAAAGAAGAAAAUUCUAAUUUUAAUGGAUGAAGUUGAUGGAGUUGGUGCUAAUGACAGAGGAGGGCUGGGAGCCUUAAUUCUUAUAAUUAAAAAGACUUUAAAUCCUAUCGUAUGUAUUGCAAAUGAUGGGAAACACAGGAAACUGUAAAGUCUAGUUAACCACUGUUAUGAGCUAAAAUUCUCAAAGUAUGUAUUAAAAUUUAUUAAUUAUUUAGACCCUCGAAUGAGGAGAUGCUAAAAAGAAUAAAGCAUGUAGUAGAAAAAGAAAAUCUUAAAAUUGAUAAAGAGGCUGUUUAUCAGUAAAUAUUUGAAAUUAGUGGGCAUGAUAUGCGUUAAGUGA
Messenger RNA from Stylonychia lemnae, 1740 nucleotides. Lineage: Eukaryota; Ciliophora; Spirotrichea; Sporadotrichida; Oxytrichidae. The record is from the annotation of a GenBank genome assembly.